This is a messenger RNA of Diutina rugosa, 1029 nucleotides long. RefSeq lists its product as uncharacterized. The record is from RefSeq and is a predicted model, not a curated record. Gene Ontology annotation, biological process: cell adhesion. The transcript has a single exon. The coding region runs from base 1 to 1029 and encodes 342 amino acids. NCBI's taxonomy places the organism in Eukaryota, Fungi, Ascomycota, Pichiomycetes, Serinales, Debaryomycetaceae. Gene Ontology annotation, molecular function: actin filament binding.
AUGAAGUUCACUACCCUUUUGACCAUUGCCUUCGGGAUCUCGCAAGUCUCUUGCCUUCCUAUUGCCAACGCUGAUGUUGUCGCCAGAGACCAACAACCUGGUUUGAUUCAAGGUGUUGAUGACUUGGUUCAAGGUUUGGAAAACGAAAUUAACCAUUUGUUGUCUAUCAAGAACUCGAAGCGUGAUGACCAACCCGACUUAAUCCAAGGUGUCGACGACUUGGUCAAGGGCUUGGAAAACGAGAUCAACCACUUGUUGUCCAUCAGCUCCAAGCGCGAUGACCAGCCUGGAUUGAUUCCUGGCGUCGAUGCUUUGCUUCUUGGUUUGGAAAACGAGAUCAACCAUUUGUUGUCCAUCAAAACCUCGAAGCGUGACGACCAGCCUGGCUUAAUCCAAGGUGUCGACGCUUUGCUUGUCGGUUUGGAAAACGAGAUCAACCAUUUGUUGUCCAUCAAAACUUCUAAGCGUGACGACCUGCCUGACUUGAUUCAAGGCGUUGAUGACUUGGUCAAGGGUUUGGAAAACGAGGUGAACCACUUGUUGUCUAUCAGUUCGAAACGUGAUGAUCAACCUGAUUUGAUUCAAGGUGUUGAUGACCUAGUUAAAGGCUUGGAAAACGAAAUCAACCACUUAUUAUCCAUCAGCUCGAAGCGCGACGACCAACCUGACUUAAUCCAAGGCGUUGACGACUUGGUGAAAGGCUUAGAGAAUGAAGUGAACCACUUGUUGUCUAUCAGCUCGAAGCGUGACACCCAACCUGGUUUAAUUCCUGGUGUCCAAGAUAUCCUUGCUGGUUUGGAAAACGCUAUCAACCUGUUGUUGGGUGUCGCAACCAAGCGUGACGAUCAACCUGACUUGAUUCAAGGUGUCGACACCUUGGUCCAAGGCUUGGAAAAUGAGAUUAACCACUUAUUGUCUAUCAGCUCCAAGCGCGACGACCAACCCGGUUUGAUUGAAGGUGUGGACGACUUGGUCAAGGGUUUGGAAAAUGAAAUCAACCACUUGUUGAGCAUCAAGGCUUCGGCCUAA